AUGUCUUCAAGAUUCUCUACUAUUCUUCCAAGCAUAGUUCAACUAGCAUAUCGUCCCGUCAACUCAGUCAAUGGAGAAAUUCGUUUGGUCGAGCUAGCGCCCGGACAAAACGACGAACCUUUCUGCUUCUCCAUACAUACGAAGCAGUUACACGAGACGGUCGAAUACGAAGCACUUUCGUAUGUCUGGGGAAAGGAUGCAUGUCGACGCCGAGUUCUAGUCAAUGGCGUGCCGCUUCCAAUCACAGAGAACCUGGACCGAGCCCUACGUCGACUUCGAUAUAGCGACCGAUCUCGGAUGCUAUGGAUUGACACGUUAUGCAUCAAUCAAGGAGACAUGCAAGAGCGUUCAGAUCAGGUUCAACAUAUGGCCAUGAUCUACAAGUCUGCUAAAGAGGUCAUCAUCUGGCUCGGCGAAUGGACCGACUCGAACGGAUGCCCGGACCCUGAGAAAUGUCGCCUCUGCAUCCUGCAUAUGUACAGUAGCGACGAGCUGUCUCUAAAAGCCCCACCAAAUACCUUGGAUAUUUGUUCGCAUCCAUUUGAACACUUUUUCGAGAUCUGUAGGCUUCCUUGGUUCUAUCGAGUUUGGACCAUUCAGGAAUUCAUCCUGUCUACAUCAGACCCUAUAGCACAGAUAGGAUCUGACUCCGUUCGCCUUUCGCAUCUGCUUGACCUCGUCCUUGACAUAGAACAGCUACUAAACUUUCAUAAAGAGGAGCUGAGUUCCAGUGUCUAUGCAGCCCUGGAAAAAGAAGUGUCAGAUGUUACGCACAAGCUAUGCGCUCUUCGGUACCUCAGGACGAACGAACAUUCAAGACUUUUCUACUCAUGUCUAUUCACAUCCAGGAUCGCCAUGGCUACGGAUCCGCGCGAUAAAAUCUUUGGCUUGCUUGGCAUCUGCGAGUUCCGUCAUUCUGAGCCAAUAACGGCAAGUUACAACAAGACUGUGCAGCAGGUUUUCACGUAUGCUACUUUCAUAGCCAUACAAGAGCGCCUCGCGUUUCCAUUCUUCCAUUUUGCGCUGCAUCCACCAUCGGGAGUUGCCAAGAUUGCAGGUAUGCCCUCAUGGGCGAUAGACUUUUCUCUGCCCUCUCGACUUUUUGCUUUGAGAGAGGAGCGGUACUCGCAUCUUCCCCAGGAAAUCGGGUAUCUUCAUGAAUUCGAGAUGUUUGAGCGUCGUGAUAACAUCAUGUUCCGAUGGGAUCCAAUUUGGUCAACAAUGUCUUUGCGCGUGUCCGAAGAUGGUGGAACACUUUUCACGCAUGGUCGAUUCGUCGGUACGGUCGCUGCUAGCUUUCAAAACAUAGCAAAAGUCAAAGACCCUUGGUCUGGAUGGAACCUUGAGGAUGAUUGGAAGAGAAUACAUCAGUUUUACACCACGUUCAUGCGACCAAAGAAUAUUUCGCUUGUCCAGCUCAUCAAGGCUCUUUCCCUACGUUUGUGGCCAGAUGAAAUGGAAGAGGUAAUGAGGAAGGAGCUAGUGAAGUCUGGGACACCGAACUUCUCUCGAUUGAACGGGAAUGACCUGAAGCAACGGACCCUACUCGUUACUGAAGAAGGACACGUUGGUGUCUCCUACCACUACGACCCUGUCGGGAUUCAAGCAAACGAUAUCUUGGUGUGCAUUUUGGGCAUACAGGUACCAUUUGUACUCAGGCCAGUUCCAGAUACCCUGACAUACACAAUUAUCAAUGUCGCGUAUGUACCCGGAUGUGGUGAUGACAUAUUGUGUGCAUCAAAGGAUCUAGGCGAGGAAUUAGGUUGGUCAGACUUCUCAUACGAAGAGGGUUCAAAGGAGUAUGCAAUUGUUUAG
Molecule: messenger RNA, 1815 nt
Organism: Parastagonospora nodorum SN15
Lineage: Eukaryota; Fungi; Ascomycota; Dothideomycetes; Pleosporales; Phaeosphaeriaceae
Exons: 1
Coding region: 1-1815 (604 amino acids)
Source: RefSeq, a predicted model, not a curated record